Molecule: messenger RNA, 834 nt
Organism: Trichoderma citrinoviride
Lineage: Eukaryota; Fungi; Ascomycota; Sordariomycetes; Hypocreales; Hypocreaceae
Product: carbon-nitrogen hydrolase
Exons: 4
Coding region: 1-834 (277 amino acids)
Molecular function (GO): catalytic activity
Source: RefSeq, a predicted model, not a curated record
AUGGGGAAUUCAGCUAGGAGAAGUACAUCGUUGAUGCCGUAUCAGACACCUAUAUCGACUGGAGGACAUCAGAAAGCCAACAGAGGAACCAAAAUUGUUGAGCGCACUGUAGACGGGUAUCGUCAAUACCUCACCUAUUUCCAGCGCGGAGAUGGAACACGGGAAGAACUGGAGAGAAUUGCUCAAGAGACUCGAGUCUACAUUGUCACUGGGGUAUUAGAGCGAUCAGGAGGUACUCUCUACUGCUCUGUGGUAUAUGUCGACCCGAUGCAAGGCAUCGUUGGGAAGCGGCGCAAAGUUCUCCCCACAGGAAGCGAACGGCUGAUCUGGGGCCAGGGGCAGCCUCGCUCCCUCAAAGCCGUGAGCACAACCAUCAAAGGCGUCAAGAUUUAUCUUGCUGCCGCUAUUUGUUGGGAAAAUUACAUGUCCCUAUUACGACAAGCCCUAUACCAGCAAAACGUGAACCUAUAUCUUGCUCCGACGGCUGAUGGCAGGGACACAUGGCUGUCACUCAUGCAGACCAUUGGAUUCGAAGGGCGAACAUUUGUCGUGAGCGCCAAUCAAGCGGUCCGCGAUGACCAGCUGCCAGAGUGGAUCACCGAAGUAAAGCGAGAGGGCAGGUUUAUCAGCGGCGGAGGAUCCUGCAUCAUCUCUCCAUUUGGACAAGUUUUGGCCGGGCCGAGCUGGGACAGGGACGGCGAGCUCCUGGUUCAGGGGGUGGAUUUCCAAGAGUGUGAGAGGGGGCGGCUAGACUUGGAUGUUGCUGGAUCAUAUUCACGAAACGACUCGUUUCACUUGGAGGUCAAGAGACUCGAUCUAUUUGCACCUCCUUGA